ACCCCGAGGAUGCGUGUCUGGAAGAAUACACAUAUUUUGACAGUAACCCUGUCAAAAAUAUUGCAAUCGAUAUAAAUUAGUUCUCAUCGAUUCUGUGACUGUAGGAAUGUACCAAGUAACUAUUGUUCCGUGUUCGUUUAAUUUAUAUAUAGUUACGUUCUUCAAAGUGAACUGAUUUAUGCCGAUCGUCGAUUCAAAAUCACAAAAAAUUCUUCCAAGAUUUUUAAAACGUGUAUCAUUUAAGGAAAUUGGUACAAAUGUGUGAGAAAUUUGAAUCAAUUUGAAAUUUCGGGGUUAAGUCGCGAAAGUUUAAUGUCGAAUCUCCGCGUUCCCAUCUCCCAUUUCCUUUCGAAAAUAUUCGUGUUUCGAGAAACGAUCCUUAUUUCUCAGAAAUGGGAACUCAAGGAAUCUGAUCUCGGCUUUUGAAAUAGUUUUAGAAGCUACGAGAUCGCGAUUUGUUUGAUCCUUUAUGCCGUUCCAAAUCUUAAUCUACGAGUAGUUUCUCUUAUAAGGUUAUACACGAGAGCACGAGUAACCAACGAAUAAUAAUCGAGAAAUAUCGUUAUACGAGACGAAGAGGAAUCGUUUUCGAAAUUACCUGCAUACCGGCGAAAACCAGUUUCAAGCAAAGCGGGAUAGGAUUUCAGAUUCUCACUGAUCGUUCUAGAUUCUAGAUUACUUGUAAACACAGCGUGGUCACAGAAUCCGCGUGACUCGCACAAGAGGAAAAGAAACGCGUAAUUUGAAUCCAUUAAAAAGAUCGAAAGAUAGAAGGUACCGCGACGACAUCUCGCGGUACAACUUCACGCGCGAAUAGGCAAGAACGAACUACAUGCGUUAAAACUGAUACUUUAGUCAAAUAAUUCGAACUGUUAAUGAAUAAAUAGUUUCUAUGAAUACGUGUAUGUUACGUCCGCGAUUUCGAUUGUUUUUGUAGAAAACUUCGAAUUUCUAGAAGUCGACAUGUUGGAGUUAAACUUGCAACGAUCGGUCGCCACUUGAACACUCACGAUAACCCACUUGAUUCUUAAUAAAACCAUUCAACGAUUCCACUCACAGAUUCAUAUCUUGGUCGAGUAUUCGACCACGCUUUUCUCUAUGAUAAAACGAGAACGGUUCGACUGUCGAUUUUAUUAGUUGGACCUCUACCAAUUUGAAAUUUAAGACGACGUUGUGCCACCUCCAGUUCCGAACGUUAACUGCCUGAUGUUGGACACGAGGCGUAAUUGUCACACAAAUCGCUUCAAUAUAUCGAUUAUCGGGUAUCGUUCGAUUCGGCUAAAGAAUCUCGCGGUGAUUUCCCAGUGCUGUGAAUACCAUGAGUAACAUUGACGUUCGAAUCUCCGUUGGUGCAGUGAAAAGAUCGAAGAAAAGUAUGAUAUUGUGAACGAAGAAUUGUGCCAUGACGAAAGAGAACACGAGCAAGAAGGAAACUGAAGAACUGAAGACGAGAAUUGUAAAGAACUUGCCAAAAAAUGUAGGUAGAGAAGACGAAGGAGCAGGUCGAAUAAAACCUACAGCACGAUCCCUGAACGCCAAAGUAGCGCAACCGGUCGUAAAGCGAGAUCUGAAGAAUCCAUAAACUGACUGAGCUACGAAAAUCGCCCUCCCCGCUAGCGCCACUCUGCCGACGCCGCUGUCCCCGAAUAAACGUCCACCACCAUCGUGAUCGCGUCUCCCCUUCGUGCUUCCUAGUCCUAAUUCGAUUCGCAAGCAACGCCAAGGACGGCCGCCUUUUCCGAAACGUGUCACGCUAACCUUCGCCAAUUUUCAUGUACACGUAACACGCGUAUAGUAUCGGCGCUGUAAAAUUCUGGCUCGGUUUUAUCUCGUCUCGUAACCGUUCGAAGCGCUGGUAAACGGUGAGCCGUGAUUUCAAAGAGUAAUUAUGCGGAAUAGAAGACAAAGCGGAGAAUCGCGAGUGAAGAGAAUCGCGAGGCGUUGCUCGUUCGUGGACAAAGUGCCCUAGUUCAAUGAUGACUCGGUGUCUGUGAGACGUGAUCUGUCGUUUAUCAGAGGACAGGUCGAUGACGUUAGAACACGAAUGUACACUGAUCAACGGGAUAACCCUCUGUUGAUAAAAUUUGCCGACGACAUGGAGGGAAACCUGACAAGCUCCUGGACGAGCAACUUAACUGCGAUGCUGUACCAGCUGCCUUGUAACGAUAGCUUCCUUGGAUGCAUCGAGGAGUGUAUGAUUGACUCAUCAGGAUUCGAUCAUAUGUGCACUGUGGAAAAGGGAACCUUCACGUCAUCGAUGACACUGUUCUGCAAGCCCUGCGAUUACUCCAACUGCGAUGUGAACGUGUCGUUGGUUCUCAGCGGCCUGGAAAGCAUCGAGGGUGUCUUUUUGUCCAGGUUACCGAAAUUCAGAGACUGCAAUGAGACGAAUUUCGAUGAUCAGAUUUUGGAAUGCACGCCAACGGAGAACGUAACGACAGACAACCUGACGAUCUCUUGUUCGCACAGAACAAAAUUAAGUUCGACGACGAGGGGCCGCCGUUUCGACUGGAGCUUUCUCUUCGUUGCAGUAUUCAUCGUGGCGGGUGGCUUGGGGAACAUAUUGGUCUGCCUGGCUGUGGGACUCGACAGAAGACUGCACAAUGUCACCAAUUACUUCCUUUUGUCUCUCGCCGUGGCCGAUUUACUCGUUAGCCUGUUCGUAAUGCCCUUAGGCGCAAUCCCGGGAUUCUUGGGAUACUGGCCAUUUGGAGUACUCUGGUGUAACGUGUAUGUAACGUGCGACGUGCUAGCGUGUUCCGCGAGCAUAAUGCACAUGUGCUUCAUCUCACUGGGCCGGUAUCUGGGCAUCCGAAACCCGUUGAGGACACGGCACACGUCCACCAAGCGGAUGGUCGGCUUCAAGAUCGCGGCCGUGUGGUUGCUCGCCAUGUUGGUCUCUAGUUCCAUCACAGUUUUAGGUAUAAUAAAUCCCUCGAAUAUCAUGCCUCGACCAGGGACGUGCGUGAUUAACAACAGGGCGUUCUUCGUGUUCGGUUCUCUGAUCGCCUUUUACAUUCCCAUGAUCGUCAUGGUGGCCACGUAUAUACUGACGGUACAGCUGCUCAGACAGAAGGCUCGUUUCGUUGCGGAACAUCCUGAACGGGAUCAAUUUCGAAGGUUGGGAGGCAGGUAUUUUUCGACGAAGGCUUCCUCCACUACUUCAACUACGGAAACCAGCACAUCGUCGUCGUCGACGCGAUACACGUGGAGAACUUCCGGCGGUGUCGGAAGCGAAAGGUGCAAGGGCGCGAGGUCGAGCAAAUCCCAACCGCAGUUGAAUUUCGCCGUGAACGGCGCCAGCAACCCGACCGGAAGUACGGCCGGGACGAAACUGAGGUCGAAAGUGGAUCAGGCUACACAAACGCCGGAGAACAUAGCCCGCGAAACAAGGAACUUCACUCUGAGGGCCCUCAAGUUGCAGUUGAACGUCACUCCCAACACCCUAAAUCUCAGGUUCCUCGCGGGACGAACGAAGAGAAGAUCGUUAGCUGCGAACGCCGUGGCAACGGAACAAAAAGCCAGCAAAGUGUUGGGUCUGGUUUUCUUCACGUUCGUGCUGUGCUGGGCGCCAUUCUUCCUUUUGAAUAUUUUUUUCGCGGCCUGCCCCGAGUGCUCGGUGCCGGUACACGUGGUCGACACGUGUCUGUGGCUCGGUUACGUGUCCUCCACCAUCAAUCCGGUGAUCUACACGAUAUUCAAUAGAACGUUCAGGGCUGCGUUCAUCAGAUUGCUGAAGUGCAAGUGUUCCAGGUCAGCAAGGCCGACGAGAUAUCGUUCGGUGACGGAAGGUGGACGCAACGCUAUGAGCCUGUGCACCCCGACCGCGCUUCCAUUGGUCAUUAGUCUUCAGGGUACGCCGUUGUUGACGCCAACACCGAAUCCGACGGCCACACCGGCCUCAGGAAGCUCCUACGUGACGAUGAUGCAUCGCACGCCAACGUCCCUUUACCGUGACAGUUUCCAUCAGCAUGAACACGAUCAGAAUUGUUGAGGAGAACCAAGUGUUCCAGGAAAUGCGAUCGAUGCCACGUGGAACACUCGAACGCCUAUGAUUCUUUCAUCGAGGGUUUUCUUCUUGAUCCGUGCUUUAUAGAAGAAUUUCGUCGGGAUUUGAUCGAAAAAUUUUGACGCGAUCCUAUUUGUCGGAUAAAUUUCUUCGGUAAAACUAUCGUCUCAACUUGAAACAAUUUUCUAAUUCGAUACCUGCAGAAGGUACAACAGAGUAUCGUAGAAAGAAUAGGAAAAUGUUUUGUCUUUGAACGAGGAAACUCGGAGCAAGCAAUAGCGAGAUGAAAUUAGAGGAUAAUACAAGAAAGAAAUGCAAAAGAUUCCCGUCAACUUAAAUAGCGGUAUUCGUUUUGUUUGUUUGAUCGUGAUACAAGCGUUUGAGUGUUUUAUUGUAGUCUCGAAUAAAAGCGUAGUGUCGAAAUGAAGGAAACGUUUAAAUUGACGUCGACGUGGAAUGCUCGACGUUGACGUUGAUACCUGCCGCACAAUUUUCCCUCGUGUCUUUUCAUGCUCAAUCGUGGUAAAGAAGGCUGGCAGAGAAUCGGGUAAUCUUCAAGUGCGAAGAAUACAUAUAUGUGAAUGUGAUAAAACAUUUUAUUAUUAUUUUCUCCGAACGAUGCGAACAGAUUGGCCCGGGUGUUUCGUCGAGUCGAAAAUUAUCGUUAAAUCGAUACGUAUGUUGUAGCGAAGUAUGGUUGUUUUAACGAAUUACAAGUAAAACUGUAUGGAAUAAAGAAGAAUAGCGGCGUAUCGAUUCCAUUGUAAUGGUAAUGAUCGUAUGAAUACUUUAUUCACUGAUCCUGCGCUAUUUUCUCUUCAAUACACGCCGGUUAAAAUACACUAUCGUCUGUGAUAUCGAUGGAAGGUUUCUUUACUCUGCUGUGCACGUAGAGACUUGUUCGUAGAAAUGUUAUUUAAUUAACGAAAUAAUAGCCACAGAGGCAACACGAUUAAAAAUAGCGUGCUCUUCUUCUGAAAAUCUCGUCGAUUUAAAAUUCACCGUCUCCGAAAUCUUCCACUUAGUGAAACUUAAAACAGCUUCCACGGAAGGGUCAAUGAAAUUUUCAUAGUUCUCAGCCAGGAAAUAAGUAACAGUAUGAAACAGAGAUGCAAAAAGUCAUUCCUAUUUUACUUUCAUUUGUACUAACUUUUAUUUGACAAAUAAAAAGUAUCCAUUACAAAUAAUUGUAAACUGUAUAUCUUAUAUAAUACACACAUCGUGAUACGAGCGAAUCUUUCUCACUUUUUCAUAUUUUCAUCUUAAUUGUGUACACGCAUCACUCUCUCCCUCUCUGUCUCAACUUUGUUCAAGCCUUCAAUGAUCAUAAUUACAAACUUUCUUCCACCGUGUCUUUCCUCGGCAUUCGCACACACAGGCACGCACGCUAAAACACACCAAUUUCUCUCCCUCUCAUGCAUUUCGUGUGUGUAUAUGUAUCUUUAUGUAUGUCUCUCUGUUUUGUUGCCGGUUUCUCGUGUAAUCCUUAUUACGUAAGUCGGUCUCGGGGUAAUGAAAAAAUA
Messenger RNA from Bombus pyrosoma, 5532 nucleotides. RefSeq names its product 5-hydroxytryptamine receptor 2B (gene 5-HT2A). Gene Ontology annotation, cellular component: dendrite; membrane. Gene Ontology annotation, molecular function: serotonin binding; G protein-coupled serotonin receptor activity; neurotransmitter receptor activity. The coding region runs from base 2045 to 3994 and encodes 649 amino acids. The transcript is spliced from 8 exons. Gene Ontology annotation, biological process: serotonin receptor signaling pathway; G protein-coupled receptor signaling pathway, coupled to cyclic nucleotide second messenger; chemical synaptic transmission. The record is from RefSeq and is a predicted model, not a curated record. NCBI's taxonomy places the organism in Eukaryota, Metazoa, Arthropoda, Insecta, Hymenoptera, Apidae.